Heterostelium album PN500 is the source of this 657-nucleotide messenger RNA. Its product is annotated as PAQR family membrane homeostasis protein. The transcript is spliced from 3 exons. The coding region runs from base 1 to 657 and encodes 218 amino acids. Gene Ontology annotation, cellular component: membrane. The record is from RefSeq and is a predicted model, not a curated record. NCBI's taxonomy places the organism in Eukaryota, Evosea, Eumycetozoa, Acytosteliales, Acytosteliaceae.
AUGACUAGUCAAAUCAACGAUACCAUGGUUCUACCAGAGGAGAUUGAUCCAGAGAUUCAGUCAUUCUCUGAGGAGAUCAUGAAUACACUUUCACACACCAUUGGAUUGUUCCUUUGUAUACCCGCCGUUUUCUUUUUGAUUUCAGUUGCCAGAAUGCGUGGAACUCGUUGGCAUGUCAUUUCUUGUUCAAUAUAUGGUAUCUCUUUGAUGACAAUGUAUUUCUGUUCAUCAUUAUAUCACUCUGUUGGAGUAUUUAUACAUUUAGAAAAAUAUAGAUUGUUUUUUAAGGAUCUCGACCACUGCGCCAUCUACUUGCUCAUCGCAGGACUAAAGUUGUUGGUGUCCGGUGGACUCGCCUACACCAGUGGCGUUGGAUUCCUCGUCUGGGAGACCACACCUUUCAACCAUGCCAUCUGGCAUCUCUUUGUUGGUGCAGGAUCGAUCCUCCACUACUUUUGUAUUUUAGAAUGUAUCAUUCCUUCACGCAAAGACGGACCACCCUCUGUUAUCAUCGACAAUAUCGAAUUCGCUGAGAAACAAAUCAGCAUGGCUUUCUUUGGAAGUCGUGGACGUCGUCAAAAGUUCAUUGUUAAAUAUAUGCAUACUUUAUAUCGUGUUUUAAUUGGUUGGGCUUUUAAGACUACAAAAGUACAAUAA